Molecule: messenger RNA, 249 nt
Organism: Acanthamoeba castellanii str. Neff
Lineage: Eukaryota; Discosea; Longamoebia; Acanthamoebidae
Exons: 1
Source: RefSeq, a predicted model, not a curated record
AUGAGCGAUAGCGAAACCGAUUCCGAUCUUUACACAUCGAGGGAGGACAUGCCGCAGAGGACUUCCUCCGCCCCGCCCAUCCUGGAGGUGCAGGAGCAGUCCCUGUUCGCCAUGGGCAACAACUAUGCCCGCCUGUUUGCUGGCGCGGCAGACAUUCGUGCCGAUGACGAUUACAUCCACUUCUACAACUCGCAUCCCGACCCCAGCAAACUUCCGCCCCCUAUCGAGAGGCAGGUCUUCGAUUCGAUU